AUUGCUGGUUGAUCUAGAGUCGGUAUGGAUUUGCUCGGUUUUUCUCUCUGUUGCAAUGAAUCCUCUCAUGCGCGCGUCGUCUGUGAGGGGCGGCAUGGCCGUCAAUGAUAUGAUAGUCUUGUCAUUGCCGUGGCCCUUCAAGCGGGACCCUGUUGGCGGUGUUUCCCAAGUGCACUGGAAUAGCCUCGACUACGCAUCCCAACGCAAGAGAGAGGUGAGAGGAUGCAUGGGGGCAUUGCACAAGGCGAGAAGAUGAGAAAAAUGGCUGCAUGCAUGAACCUCUGCAGAUUCAUGAGAUGCAUGAUACAUUGUACCUGGUGUACCAUCCUUUCUUUCUUUUGUUUGGUUGUUGCAUGCAGAUGGCCAAUGAUUUCUGGGCUGAGCAGAGGGCUGAGGGCAACACGCCGUUCGUGACGGAAGACGACCGCUACGAGGGCUCGGUCACCGUCGCGCAUACGCCGAUGGAGGUCACCUUCGACCCGGCCACCCGCCGAUACUGGCCGCGCAGGGAUUCCAAGAUGACGUCAGACCCCUACCACUGCGAACCCAAACGGGUGUUUUGCAGCCUGGAGGUGAGAUCGUCAGCCAGAAGACAAUGAAAGCGCCACAUCCACGCUCAACGGCGGUAUCUUCAUGUGUGUCCAUUUGUUUGUUCACAGGUUCCCGAGUUGCACAAGAUGGGUACGUAUGAGUUGUCGGACAUCCUCGAGGGCAAGCCCAUGGCCAAGAGCAGCCCCUACCCGUCCACCUCAUCCAUCAGCACGGACGCCCCCCACAUGCCCACGGGUGAUAUCGACGACAUCGCCGUGCCCAUCAGCAGAACCAAAACCGACUCCUGGUUCAGCAUCGUGUCCAUCCAGAAGCUCAUCAAGUCGGUCAUCGGCAGCUGCACGAUCGGCCCGGGCCCUGCCAAGUUCGACGAGCACGAGAUCAUCAUCUGAGCCCACAAGUCGUUCCGCCCCGCACCGCUACCUACCGCCCGCACGCACGUUGUCGAAGUCAGCCCUCGAAGCUACUGUCGCCCGUCUGCUGCCAAUUCGCCUGCCCCCAAGCCACCCACAAUCGACUGAGACCUCGCAAGUGCAAGAGAAGGAGGAGCAACAACAGAGUGAACAGGAGCAGUGAGCACCGUGCAGCCAUUUGCGCGCCCCAGGCAGUGGCACAGACGACCGCUCAAAUGGCCGAUGGCACCAUACACCACACAUAGCGAGCCUCUAGCCCACCACACAUCACACACAUUAUCACACACCACAUACUUGCUGAGCAAGGCAGCCGUCAAGGGGGCGACUUGGGGCGCUGCAUGGCUUGACGCUGAGCGAGAUGGGGGGCAGGGAGGCAGGCAGAAGUGCACAGCAGAUGGCGGCGUUGCACCGAAGAGACAGAUAUACGGGGGCUGGGCUGGGCUGGUGUGGUGGGGACUGGCGGGGCGACUGUGGGCAUGCAUAAGUGAGGGAUAGGUGGCGGUUGGAUGGUUGUUUGGAGUGUGCCGAUUCAUCUACACCUGCCUGCCUGUCUGCCUGACAGUGCAUGGGUGGUGUCGGUCGGUCGGUCGGUCGAUGUCACUAAGGUGAGUGACGCCAUCGGACGGACGGUAGCUACUCUGCCGGGGGGUGGAAGUCAGCAAGCAGCCAAACGAGACAGGAAGAGAGACACAGAGAGAUAUCGCUGCUAAUGGCUGGCUGGCUGCGUUGACGUGCGGGUCUACAUGUUUGCCUGUCUCUUUUUCAGCGCUCUCGGCUGCUGAGAGGCUCUCUCUUUUUCUCCAUGACAAGUGUGUGUGUAGGGAUGGGAGGACUGUGCGUAUGUGUGUUGGCAUUGCUGUCGUGUUUCAUCGUCAUGUGAUUGAGGAGGUACCAUCCCUCCCUCCGUGGUUUUGUGUGCAUACCUACAUGAAUGACCGGAUGGAUGGACACCCCCCUUGAUGAUGUCAAU
Molecule: messenger RNA, 1932 nt
Organism: Vitrella brassicaformis
Lineage: Eukaryota; Vitrellaceae
Source: the annotation of a GenBank genome assembly